UAAUUAACAAACUAUUUAUAAUUAAAUAGAAUAAAUCAAAAAAAUUCUAUUGCAAUGUUCAGUAUUAUUUUCAUUUUAUUAUUAACCAAAUUUUAUAGCACAUAUUGUGAAGAUUUUGAUAUUGAUACAAAUGGAUAUAUUGUUUAUUGUCCUUGUAUGGGACGAUUUGGAAAUCAAGCAGAUCAUUUUUUAGGCGCUUUAGGAUUUGCAAAAGCGCUAAAUCGUACUUUAGUUUUACCACCAUGGGUUGAAUACAGAACUGGAGAAACUAGAUCUAUACAAGUUCCAUUUGACACAUAUUUUAAUGUUUCACAAGUUCAAUACUAUCAUAAAGCAUUAUUAAUGGAAGAUUUUAUACAAGAUAUUGCACCAAGAAUAUGGCAGCCUAAGGAAAGAGUAUCUUUUUGUUAUUCUGCACGUGGAAAAGGAGAUUCAUGUAAUGCUAAAGAUGGAAAUCCAUUUGGUCCAUUUUGGGAUACAUAUAAUAUAGAUUUUGUUAAAUCAGAAUUUUAUGGUCCUCUUCAUUAUGAUGUUUAUCAUACAGAUAUGGCUAUACAAUGGAAAAAACAAUAUCCUGCUUUACAUUGGCCAGUAUUAGCAUUUACAGGUGCACCUGCAAGUUUUCCUGUUCAAUUAGAAAAUAAGAGAUUACAUAAAUAUGUGGAAUGGAAUAUAGAUAUGUUGAAUAAAGCAAAAACAUUUAUAAAACAAAAAUUACCAAAAGGAGCAUUCGUAGGAAUUCAUUUACGUAAUGGAAUUGAUUGGAUUCGUGCUUGUGAAUUUAUAUCUAGCACACCAAAUCUUUUUGCUGCUCCACAAUGUCUUGGAUAUCGAAAUGAACGUGGUAAAGCAACUUCUGCUAUGUGUUUACCAUCAUUUGAUUUAAUAGUGCGUCAUCUAAAACGAGUUAUUCGUAAUGGUAAUAAUGUCAAAUCAGUAUUUGUAGCUUCUGAUAAUAAUUAUAUGAUUGAAGAACUUACUAAAGCCUUAGCACGAAUGGAAGUUCCAGUUUUUAAACAAGACUCACCAGCAUCACCUCACUUAGAUUUAACUAUUCUUGGAAGAGCAAAUUAUUUUAUAGGAAAUUGUAUAUCUUCCUUCUCAGCUUUUGUUGCAAGAGAAAGAGAAAUUAAAGGGUAUCCUACAUUUUUUUGGGGUUUUCCCUCAGAAAGAUCUUCAUCUUAUAUUAUACAUGAAGAAUUGUAACGUAAUUUUUAAUUACUUUCAUUUAUUCCUACACACUCCAUUUUUAUUUAUUCAACAAUAAUAAAAUUUUAAAUGAUUUAUUUAAAUUAUUUACAAUUUUUACA
Messenger RNA from Apis mellifera (honey bee), 1310 nucleotides. Its product is annotated as GDP-fucose protein O-fucosyltransferase 1. The coding region runs from base 55 to 1206 and encodes 383 amino acids. Lineage: Eukaryota; Metazoa; Arthropoda; Insecta; Hymenoptera; Apidae. The record is from RefSeq and is a predicted model, not a curated record. Gene Ontology annotation, biological process: protein O-linked glycosylation via fucose; Notch signaling pathway. Gene Ontology annotation, molecular function: peptide-O-fucosyltransferase activity. The transcript is spliced from 6 exons.